Gorilla gorilla gorilla (western lowland gorilla) is the source of this 7432-nucleotide messenger RNA. RefSeq names its product leucine zipper protein 2 (gene LUZP2). Bases 2116 to 3507 code for a protein of 463 amino acids. Lineage: Eukaryota; Metazoa; Chordata; Mammalia; Primates; Hominidae. The transcript is spliced from 12 exons. The record is from RefSeq and is a predicted model, not a curated record.
UAUUAGAUAAUUUGAUUGUUGUUUUAUGUUAUAUGUCUAGUUGAAAGUAAAAAAACUUAGGUUGGGGAAAGUUUUUUCUUACAUGUGUAUAAUGUUUUUCUCUCAAAUAAGCAUACAUUUUGAAGUAAUGCAGACUGAAUUUGAAUGCCAUCGCCACUAUAUAAGUCUCUGAGUGACCUUGAGCAAGUUACUUAACUACUAUGAAACUGUCACCUUAACUGGAAAAGAGAAAAAUAAUAGAAAUAACUACCACAUUUGGUUUCUAUGAUUAGGACGUAAGAUAAUGGAUGCAAAGUUCUUAUAUAAAAAAUGUGUUCUACAAAUAUGAGUGUUAUUUCCUGGUGCACACAUUUAAAAAAAUCGCCAAGUAGCGUUAUGUCUUUGUUGAGUAUACAACUCAAGUAAUCUCCUUCAAAGUGAGCAGGGAAUCUAUUGUUAGAAAACCCUGGCAGGAGCAAACUAGAGUUUAUAUUUUACUUGGAAUCAGAGUUCUGUUUUAGAAAAGUGUGGUGUCAUUUUUUUUUCUUUUAAAUGAUAUGCAAUUCACAUGUUAGUUUAUUUGUAUAUGCCUACUUAUUAGGCAUAUACAAGAUCGAUAGUCUUGUGGAUCUUAUUAUUAUUGCCCAAGGGGCUAAUAUUCACUUUUCAAAACUUAUUACUCAUCUAGUUCAGCAGCUCAAGAUUUUGAAGCAAAUCUGUUUUACAUGCAUGUCUUUACCUUCAAUCCCAUUUAAAAAAAAUAGUAAAUUAGAUGGUUAACCUUUUAGAUUUGCAUCCUCUUUAAAAUAAAGCUUUACAGCAAAUGCAUUUUUCCUACAAAUGUCUUCGAAAAUGAGAUUGAAGAGGAUGUAUCAUCUAAAUUUUUCUGUAAAGAGCUUGCCCCCGAAAUAAUUGGAACAUGAACUGAAACCUCUAGACAGGAAUUCCUGGACACAGCUGUCCAUUAUCUUUUGGGACUUUGGUGCACCUCACCCUUUACUGAACACAACUUUGUGUCAAACACUGGGCUAGGAGUGCUAGGUGUCAUGUUUGAGGCAACAGUUGAAUUUUUCUUAGGACUUAGUAGAACCAGUUCUUUUUUUAAUAUGCAUAGUCAGAUUUUGAUGAUAUUCAGUCUGCUCAUAUCUAUAAUAGUGAUAUUAACGUCUAUUUUUACUAGGAUGGCUCUUGUGAAGGUUAAAUUAAAUACUGUAUGAAGAAGUGCUUUAUACACAGUUAUAUAACCAGGAUAAUAUCCAGAUGGAAUUCUCAUUCUCUCUCUCUCUCUCUCUCUCUCUCUCACUCACUCACACACACACACACACACACACACACACACAUGCAAUAUCAUCUUAUAAAUAUCCUAGAAUUGAAUACCUCAGUAGCAGAGAUAGUAGUUCUGUUUCUCAGAAUUGCUUUUGCAAAAUGGUGUUUUGGAUUAUAAUUGUGCUAUUUAAUUUUUCUAAUUAAAUUUUCUAAAUAGAGCCUAUUAAAUAUUGGAUGUUUAUGAUAGAACAUUUGAAAAUAUAGAAAACCAAAUGACCUACAAAACCUCUACCUUCCAGUACCAUCAUUCCGAGCUGAUUACUGUUAACAUUUUAAUGGUUUUUGUCCGCUAGGUCUCCUUGAUGAGUUUCACCUGAGGAAAAGGACUUCUUCAGGUGUGUGAACUUGAGCCACCAGGUCCAACCCCAUUAGCAGGUGCUGGUACAGACGACUGAAAUCAGAGGAAGAUCAGAAAUCUUCAAAACCCAGAGCAGCAGAUGUCUUAACGGUCCCGAAACGUUCUUUGGUUCUUUGCAGUCAACAUUCACGGGUUAAGAAGCUUGCAAUGCCAUGACGGGCUGAGGUUGCAUUUCUGGACGCUGCUUACUCCCGCUUCCUUCCAUCUGUUUCAGGCAAAUCAUUAUGCAGUUCUAAUUAGAACAAUCUUCUAAACACUCUCUCCAGAGCGAAGUUCUUCCAAACACGGUUUAAGCAGGCGAGAUACACCUGCCUAGGACCCUAGGCGUCUGGAAGUCUCUCCCAGUGAAUUGGGUCUCAUUUCCUGCCGAGUACGCAAGUUCAAUUAUUGGCAGAUUAGGUUUCUACUCUCCGUGCCCCGCCCCGCGCCAUCCCGGGGAGCAGCGGGAAUAAAUGAUCCGCCCCUGGCCAGUGCUCACCCGACUGGCCAGAGCGCAGCCCGGCGACCGAAGCGCACGGGGCGAUCGCGAGGCGCCCCCUCCCUCUCCCCGCGCCGCCUCCAGCGCGAGCGGCGGCGCCGAACAAUCCCCGGCAGGGCUCGCCUCGCCGGUGACAUCACUCCUGAAGAUACUCCUCGCUCCCAGCGCCUGCCUUCCCCAGGCGUCCGUCCGUGUGCCCGUCUCCGCCUUUCCGCCUCCGAAGAGCGCUCAUCACUGGCUGGGGACAGAGCCGGGCACCAAGGAGCGACAGGAUCCCGAAGAGAGAGAGAGAAGGCAGCGAGGGAAGGAGGACCCCGGCAGGCAGCAGCAUGAAAUUCAGCCCAGCGCACUACCUGCUGCCUCUCCUGCCCGCGCUGGUCCUCAGCACCAGGACUAUGAAGAGCUAGAAAAGCAGCUGAAAGAAGUCUUUAAGGAGCGAAGCACCAUUCUUCGUCAGCUGACAAAGACAUCAAGAGAACUUGAUGGAAUUAAAGUCAAUCUUCAGUCCUUAAAAAACGAUGAGCAGUCUGCCAAAACUGAUGUUCAGAAACUUCUGGAAUUAGGACAGAAACAAAGAGAAGAAAUGAAGUCUCUUCAGGAGGCCCUGCAAAAUCAGCUUAAGGAGACAUCAGAGAAAGCAGAAAAACACCAGGCUACUAUUAAUUUUUUAAAGACUGAAGUUGAAAGAAAGAGCAAAAUGAUCCGAGACCUCCAGAAUGAGAAUAAAAGCUUGAAAAACAAACUCUUGUCAGGAAACAAGCUCUGUGGCAUUCACGCAGAAGAGUCAAAAAAAAUCCAAGCCCAGCUGAAGGAGCUUCGUUAUGGGAAGAAGGAUUUAUUAUUUAAGGCGCAGCAGCUUACUGAUCUGGAACAAAAAUUAGCUGUAGCCAAAAAUGAACUAGAGAAAGCAGCUCUUGACAGGGAGUCACAGAUGAAAGCAAUGAAAGAGACUGUGCAGCUCUGCUUGACAUCUGUUUUCCGUGAUCAGCCUCCUCCCCCUUUGAGUUUAAUCACGUCAAAUCCAACUCGGAUGUUACUCCCACCCAGGAAUAUUGUCUCUAAGCUUCCAGAUGCAGCGGCCAAAAGCAAGCCUCAACAAAGUGCUUCUGGAAACAAUGAGAGCUCUCAAGUUGAGUCAACAAAGGAAGGAAAUCCAAGUACCACUGCCUGUGACUCUCAAGAUGAGGGCAGAACGUGUUCAAUGAAGCACAAAGAAGGUCCCCCAAGUAAUGCCACUGCAGAAACCGAGCCUAUCACACAGAAAUUGCAGAUGCCUCCUUGCUCUGAAUGUGAGGUGAAAAAAGCCCCAGAAAAACCAUUGACCAGCUUUGAAGGGAUGGCAGCUAGAGAAGAAAAAAUACUGUAAAUACUAAGAAACUGUGUUAAAAACGUCCAUUUGCUAUUGUCUUCAUAUUCUUUUUAGACCACAAGCUUGAUGGAAAUACUGUUUCUAAAGCAUGCAGCUUUUUCACAAUUUUAUGUAACUUUAUAAAGUAGCCUACACAUUUUCAAAGAUUCCAGACCAAUUAUGAUCCUUAAGCAAUAACCUCAUUGUAUUGAAUAUCCACAGUCAGAAAUAUUUUGUUGUCAACAGUAAAUUGCCCCAUGUAAAUUGGUCUGGUUUAACUCAAAUGCUAUCUAACAUGUAAUUCUCCCGGUUCAUUUGGAUAUCUAGUACUUCUAUGAUAGAGUUGUCAAAAUCAACUGGAGGAUAAUAAAAUAUUGUGGGUUCUCAGCAUUCUUAGAAUCCAAAUUACAACCAUAUCAGUAAGGGUUUUGUCCACAUGAGCCAACUGAAGUCGUUUUGCUCAAGGUUGGAAUUUGUGCCAACCUAAAUACAUUGUUUCUUUGAUGGUGUUUAUUGCUAUUGGUAUUAUUUUCAACUAAUAACAAUUAUUUUGUCUAAAUAAUGCUAAGACAAUUCUGUCAAGAAUUUUGUCAACUAACAUAAUUCAUUAAGUAUGUUUGGCAUCAUAUGGACAAAAUAUUUGGAUGGAUGACUAAAUUUCUGACACAAUUAAAUAUUUUGGCAUUCUAUAGACACAUCUCCUAUGUAUGUCUACUGGAAUUAAUCCAAGUUAAUAACCAAGUUUUCUGAAAUACUUGGCAGGAUUUUUGGUAUGAAGUUGGGUAGUGGAAUAGGGAAUGAAGAGUGAGUUCUAAAAUACAAAUAUGAAAGCAGGUAAUAUAUAUUACAACACAGGGGUCUGAUGAAAGUACAAUAGCCAUGUUGAUUCAAUAAACCCAGAUGCAUAUUUUUUGAAAACCAAUGUGUUAUUCAAACAAAUCAAUGGCAGUGUUAAUCCAUAAGAGUUCUGAUUUUCUAUAGGAAUAUCACUAAUCAAAUAAAUGCACUCAUGAAUAAUUGGAACAUAGCUCACAAGCAAGAGGAAUUGACCCUUGAAUAAUUAUCUGAUUAAUAGGUUUCAUAGGGCAUUCAAAGUUGCAGACUCAGUUAAUGACUACAGUUAAGUUGUCUGGACUGAAAAGUCAUUUCUUUUGUUUAGAACCUUUUUGCAACCGUAGAAAGCAUAUUAAACCAUUGGUUUUGCAGGAUGGAUCUGUCAAACCACAAUAUAUACAUUUGGAUCAGUGUAUCCUAGGAGAUAGUCAAUAAAAAUAUAUUAAAGGAAAUCUAUAAUCAAUAAAUGAACUUAGAUUCUGAGAUUUAAUGAUAUAUCUCUGAUCAAAAUGGCAUAUUUAAAGAAAUUUAAAGAUUUGGAGAAUUGGAAAAUAUCAUUAGCUGUAAGAGUAAUAUUAUGACAUAUUUAUGUAGCACUUCUAUUUUCAGAAUAGUUCAGUGUUAUUCAUUAGCACAGGCAGGUCCCAACCACAAUGGUUCAACUUAAUGGUUUUUUGAUGAUUCUGUGAAAGCUUCAUAAUUUCUACAUGCUUUGAAUUUUGAAUUUUGUUAUUUUUUGGAGGGCUAGUGAUACAUGGUCCAUGAAAUAUUCAACACUUUAUUAUAAAAUAGGGUUCGUGUUAGACAAUUUGCCCAACUGUAGGGUGAGGUAUAUGUUCUGAGCACGUUUAAGCAGGUUUAAGUUAGGGUGGGCUAUGAUUUUCCAUUUAGGUAUCUUAAAUGCAUUUUAGACUUAGAAUGUUUUCAAACUUUGAUUUCUUUAUCUGUAUGUAAUCCUAUUGUAAGUCAAGGAGCAUUCAUAUUUUUCAUAAAACCGGCUACCCAAGGAAAAAAAUAAUUAGCUUUAUGGAUGAUCCAUAGAGCUUUCAGAUGAAGUGACUAAGAUAAAAUAAAAGAUCAAGGUCUGAGGUUUCUUCUGACUCCUUCAUAUUUCUAAAAAUAAUCAUACAAACUAGAAUACUGCUAGUCUCCCAAGUCCUGUUCCUUGUAAUUCUCCCACUGUUCUCAGUGGCCCUAACCAUCUCUAUAGGUUCCUGACAGGGAAGCAGAUCAUUUAGUUUUAAUUUAUGUUCAGUCACCCACCUCCACCCUGGGGCCCAACUUCCCUUGCAGGCCUUGUGGGUCCUAUGGAAAGUUAUUCACCAUGUAAUCUAGCACAGCAUGUUUUGAAGCAUCUUUGGAAUGAAAAAAAAGAAGAAUCAGGCUGUUAUUUUCUGAAAUUGUUAUGAGAGAUAACAUGUUGAAAGGUAAGAACUCAGGUUUAUAUUAAUCAUGUUUUUAUCAAUCUUCAUUUUAAAGUUGUUUAUGUUCUGUAUAUUCUAAAUUCCUUUUAUUAAUUCCUGGCUUGGUCAAGUGGGCUUUGGAUCCAUAUGAUUUUUUUUUUUGAGAUGAAAUCUCACUCUUGUUGCCCAGGCUGGAGUGCAAUGGAGCGAUCUUGGCUCACUGCAACUCUGCUUCCCAGGUUCAAGUGAUUCUCCUGCCUCCGCCUCCCAAGUAGCUGGGAUUACAGGUACCUGCCACCAUGCCCGGCUAAUUUUUAUAUUUUUAAUAGAGACGGGGUUUCACCAUGUUGGCCAGGCUGGUCUCGAACUCCUGACCUCAGGCGAUCCACCUGCCUCAGCCUCCUCCCAAAAUGCUGGGAUUACAGGUGUGAGCCACCGUGCCUGGCCAAUGUAUUUUUUUCCUUUAAAUAUAUAUGGCAUUAUACAUCUAGCAAAGUUUACUGUGUUAUAUUCAUUGCAUCUUUGUUUAAAAAAAAUAAUAAACUUGUGGCGGGAGACAUUUAAAAAUAUAUUUAAUAACUAAGUUAGAGACUCUCUUUCAGUAAGUUCUAUGACUGUACCUUAAUGAAUGCAUUUUAUUUAUCUCAAUUUUUAUUUGCUUUAAAAUAGAAUCAGAUAAGUUUAAAAUGUUCCUUUUACAUUUGUGAAUUUGUCUACGAGACAGGGGCCAUUUCUCACAUAUUUUAAUUAACAACUAAAUAAACAGACGUUGUUUUAAAGGAAUUAACACUUAAAUCCCAACCACCCUCAUAUAGAAUAAAAUAUCAACCUAAAUGUUGACUAUAGAUAGGAUAAUUCUAUUAUGUACCUGUAAGGAUAAGCAGUGAAAGAUUAUUUACAUUUUGGAAAACAUGGAAUUGAUUCUUAUUAAGAAAAAAGAUAUUUUCCAAUGGAGUAACUUGUUUUAAUAGAGGUACAACCAGAACCAACAAUUGUAUUUCUCUAUAGUUAUUUUAAAAUAGCAAUCAAUGCUAUGUAUUUGAUGUAUAUGUUUCUAAAUUAGAAAUUUCUUUUGGCUUUGUGUUUUUUUAAUGUGCGUUAAAUAUGUAAACUGAACCCGUUCCUAAAAUGCAUUAAACUUACAUGCAUUUUACAUGGCAUCUAUCCAAUGCCAAAAUGCUCAGAAGAAAAGUGAAUAAUUCAGUCAUUCAUCUGGAUGCGGUUUUCUGUGUAAUCUCAAAUAUCUGAAUAUUGAAAAAACUAGGUUGCUUUUUUUCAUUCCUUAUGCAAAUGUUUAGCAUCAUAGUGCUGUUUCAGAUACAGAUCUGUUUCAUCAAAUAUCCUCAAUUACAAGUCUAAGACAGUUAUAUGUAAAGAAAAUGUACUAUUUUAGAUGAACAAUGUGGAUAACUGAACUAAAACGAUAUUUGUGAACUUUGCUAUAAUGAAAUCUUUUAUUUUUAUAGCUCAGGUAUUGUAAUUAGCACUAAUUGCAGCAGAGACUGAAAUAAUUAUUGACACCGUAGAGUACCAUAGAGUAGGUUGAACUGGCCAUACCUAGACAGUGAAGAAAACACAUACUGUUUACUUAAGAGACAUUUUCUUAGUCGUGUGUAUAGUCCUAAAUUUCCCCAAACUAUGUGUUCAUUUGGAUUGUGUUAUAUAAUAACAGUCGAAUGAUGAAGAAUAAAAGAUGCUGAAAGAUG